GGAGGGAGGGGGAGCCAAAGCGGGGCGAGAGGGAAGGAAGACUGGUCCGCCCGGGCCGCCCCACCGCCGAAAGGAAAAUGUGUGCUGGUUAAUGCAGGGCAGAUGCAUUGGUUUUUCCUCAUUUCACGCUCAUACUGAACUAGGGACAGGCGACCUGGCUGGGUCCACAUAAGGGAAAGAGGGGAGAGAAAAAUAAUAACAAUCCACUUGACACUAGUAAAAUGGAGCACCCCCCUUAUCAUGGAUAUGGUUCGCAUUACUGGAAUUCAUCUUCCAGAAGUCCCUACCCAAGCCCAUAUUCUGUUGGACCAGAGCUCCAAGGCCAGGGAAUUGAUCCUUCCUACACAAAUGGUGUUUAUGGCACUCCAUACUCUACUUCUGGGACUGGACCACCAUAUUCCAAUAUCCCACAAUCAAAUGCCUACUAUUCCUCAGGGCAUCCUCAUGCACCAUAUUCCACAGAGUCUCCCAAUGCAUAUAGAUCACCAUCACCAGCUUCUAACUGGAACUACCCACCACCAGACUGCCCAGCUGAAGGUUCCAUGGUGAGGAGGCAAAUGCCAGGAUAUUCUCCUCCACAGACACCAAACUUUCCAGUCCCACCCUAUCCGUAUGGCGACUGCAAUCACAGCAUUCCACAACAGAGGCCCCCGCCACCACCUCAGCCAAGACUUCAGGAUACAAACUGGAGACCUCCUCUCCAGUAUGGAAUGCAUCCUCCGUAUGGUUGGUCUCCUUCAUCAACAGGACAUGGGAAUCAAUAUGUUGCAGAAUCCUCUCCUCCUUGGCCGCCUAGUGGAGUAUCUGCUCCACAUGCUCCAAAUAACAAUGCAAAGGACUCUUAUAACCAAUUGGAGCAAGGAAGUAACCAGCAGGGCUACUUUUCUGAAGCCAAUAACCUGCCUUCUGGGACCAUGAAUGACUACAAGCCGGCGCAGUUUGAUACUAAGCCAUCUGCUUCCAACCCCAAAGUGCAGUAUAGUGCGCAGCCCCAGCUGUAUGAUAAUGUACAUAGGAAACCAUCUGUGACUGCUGACCAUGGACCAGGAUCUAAAACCAGUAUUCAGACUCCAUCAGAGAUACCAGAUGUGCUAUCAGGCAUACAAAAGGUUAUGCAAGUUAUGGAGGGCGUUGAGCAGUUGGAGGAGGAGGUGGACGAAUUUGUAGGGAAAAAGACAGACAAGGACUACUGGCUGCUGGAGGAAAUGCUGACCAAGAAGUUGUUGGAGCUGGACUCUGUGGAGACGGGUGGUCAGGACAAUGUACGGCAGGCAAGGAAAGAGGCCGUUCACAGAAUCCAGGCCAUACUGGAAGAACUGGAAAGAAAGGGGCUUUAAUGUAGGUAAUAAUCCUCAGGCCUCCAGUCUUUGAAUGCCCAGAGAUAUCUAGCUUUGUCCGAUUCUCCGCCCUCUUUACCACCCAAAGCAAUAAGUGGGGACUUGCAUUUUAAUUUUAAAGUAACACCACUGGUUAGUUGGUUGUGACUAAAUGACGAUUUCAAACCCAAAGUCUUGGUGAUCCUACCAAUGAAUGCAGGAGAAGGGAUGAAGUGCUGACCCUGGUGACUGAAGACUUCAGCUAUAGCAGCCUCGAUGGAUAUUGCCACAUUUUUCCAGCCGCAGAAGGAAAACACUGAGUAAAAGACAUUUUGGUACCAGAGCGUGCAUCUCUGAAGAGAUCUCUUGGAACACCAAGGACUUCAGCUGCUCAAGUAACAUGCCAAAAUUUGUAAGGUACAAAGACCUUUCAGUCACAACCCAGCGCCAGUAAAACCAAGACUUCGUCUCCCUAGCUGCUGCUCUUGUGUAUUAUUUCCGCCUUCCUCACUCCUUGCCAUAUAAAUUGUGUAGUGUUUGGUAACUUUUCGGGUACUUUCUGUUAAAGUGCAACCAUACAGUAUGGCAGCCAAAACCAAUAGAUGUUUUAUGCUAUAUUUUCUCCUUUAUCAUGCAGAUAUAAUCCACACUGCUUUUUCAUAAGGUAGACAGAAGGAAAUGCUUUGAUCAUUGCAAAUAAAAGACUGAUUGUAGGAACUGUGGGCCGGAGGCAUUUCAGGACAAUUGUACUUAAUUGUGAUGUCACUUCAUAUGUUGCAGUUUUUUGUAUUCCACUUUUAAUCUUGUAACUGAUUCCGUAUGAUCAACUCUAUCUAUAGGUGGCAGGGAGGGCUACUGCUGUGAAUCUUUUAACUCCUCACAAAGUGGUUGUUGCUCCAAACACAAGAAAUAAACCACUUAGUUUUAAAACAUACACUUAUUGCAAGGCAUCAUCAAGUAAGAACAGUAUUGGUGUAUCAGAUCAUUAAAAAUGAUGAAUUGGGUAUUAAA
Podarcis raffonei (Aeolian wall lizard) is the source of this 2327-nucleotide messenger RNA. It is a transcript of the gene BAG4, whose product is annotated as BAG cochaperone 4. The record is from RefSeq and is a predicted model, not a curated record. The transcript is spliced from 5 exons. Gene Ontology annotation, biological process: protein stabilization. Gene Ontology annotation, molecular function: protein-folding chaperone binding; adenyl-nucleotide exchange factor activity. Gene Ontology annotation, cellular component: cytoplasm; nucleus; membrane. NCBI's taxonomy places the organism in Eukaryota, Metazoa, Chordata, Lepidosauria, Squamata, Lacertidae. Bases 222 to 1337 code for a protein of 371 amino acids.